Messenger RNA from Plasmopara halstedii, 3363 nucleotides. Its product is annotated as 26s protease regulatory subunit 6a. The transcript is spliced from 19 exons. Gene Ontology annotation, biological process: proteasome-mediated ubiquitin-dependent protein catabolic process. Gene Ontology annotation, cellular component: proteasome regulatory particle, base subcomplex. Gene Ontology annotation, molecular function: ATP binding; ATP hydrolysis activity; proteasome-activating activity. The record is from RefSeq and is a predicted model, not a curated record. NCBI's taxonomy places the organism in Eukaryota, Oomycota, Peronosporomycetes, Peronosporales, Peronosporaceae. Bases 1 to 3363 code for a protein of 1120 amino acids.
AUGCGCACUUCAACUUUGGCUAGGACUAAUAAAAAGACACUAAUGACUUUCGCUGUGCGACGCGCGCUGCUUCUAUCCCUGUUUGCUGUAUGUGAUGUAUCAAAAAUCUUCGCGCUUCAGAUUCCAUGGAAUGAAUAUUGGGAGACGGUCAUGUAUCAUACAGGACUAAGCUAUCAGUGUACGUUUGUCGACAAACCGUCCCAAGUAGUACGUCAGCAUCUGCAGGAGAAUCUAAAAGGUCAGGAGCGAGCUGUUGAGGCGGUGGUCGGCGCAAUCGAAGCAUGGGAAUUUUCCCAAAGCUCUACAAAAGAUCGUGCACCGUUGGUAUUGGCAAUUACAGGACCAACGGGUACGGGAAAGACGGAAAUGUCGAAUUUGAUCGCGGAAGCGUUAUUUAAACGCAAAAAGAAGCUUCCAAACAGUGAGAGGCGUGUGCCGACAGGAUUGCUGAUGUUUCGUGGAGAGGAUUUCAGUGACAACUUUACGAACCCCAUCACAGAAUACCACACACAGAUUAAGACCAGACUGGCAGAGCACUUAAUUCAUUGCUCUGGGAAAGCUGUCGUGGUGAUCGAUGAAGUACAAAAAGUCAUCCCGCACACACUAGAUGUUUUUAUGGAGGCGGUGAGUGAAAGCUCGCAAUUAUCCUAUUACAAGCACGGAGUGACCAAGAACAUCGACACUGCCAAUGUAAUUUUCGUGCUUGUAUCAGAUAUUGGUGUCGGAGAAAUGGAGCAAGUUAUGAUUCAAUAUGAUACCCGAGAUGAGAUACCCACAGUUCAGCUUGAGAGGGUCGUCAAGUCAGCCUUAGACAAUCAAUGGAAGCGACUAGACUUUGGAAAAAUGAUUGAUCAGGUCAUUCCGUUCCUGCCUUUUGAGCAUCAACACAUCGUCGAGAUUAUUGCAUUAAAAUUGCGACAGCUGGACGAAAAUUACCGUGGCAAGUACUGGCACCGACUGUGGAUUGAGGAUCAUAUCGCAGACUACAUGUCUCGUCUUGACUCGGUGCAUUACAAAGUGCGAUCCGCAGUAGUAAAUGGCAAGAUCAAGUCCAGCAAGGUAUUUGCCAAGUAUGGCGCCCGUGACGUGGAGACAGGUCCAAUUCAGCUUUUAAAGUCGAAAUUGUUGCGCUACCUUCGCCCUUUUAAUCCAGACGCCGAGAUCCGGAUAUCACAAGACGUCGACACAAAGGAGAUUUCAAUCGUAUCAUGCGCGAUGGAGGUUGCUAAGAAGACGAUCAAACCCAAGAGACAAAGUCAGAGUACAGCGGAUGAUAACUCGGACGAUAACAAUGAGUUCGUGCACGUUGGCUGUGUUACGAAGUGGGCCGACAAAAUGAGCGAGUUGGAGUCGUCCGAGAUCUGGGGCGCGGAUGAACAGCUUGAUCCAGAGAUCUUACUCAUGUCAAAUGAAGAACUACGACAGCGUAUUCGUUUACUGGAUAAUAACAUUCGUAUCAUGCGUAGUGACAUUCAGCGCAUUAACCACGAAAGCAAUUCGCAGCGGGAACGCAUUAAGGAAAACAAUGAAAAAGUGAAGCUUAACAAGCAAUUGCCGUACCUUGUUGCUAAUGUGGUUGAAGUGCUGGAACUUGAAGACGAUGAAGACGAACAGGAUGGCGCCGCAACGGACGUCGAUGCUGCUCGUAAGGGCAAGAGUGCAGUCAUCAAGACAAGCACAAGGCAAACCAUCUUCUUGCCGAUUCCUGGCCUUGUUGACUCGACCACACUUAUCCCGAAUGAUCUUGUUGGUGUGAAUAAAGACAGCUAUCUUAUAUUAGAGAAGCUUCCGAGUGAAUACGACUCGCGUGUGAAGGCUAUGGAGGUAGACGAAAAGCCUACAGAAGAAUACAGUGACAUUGGUGGACUAGAUAAGCAAAUCCAGGAGCUUGUUGAGGCUGUUGUGCUGCCUAUGACUCAUAAGGAGAGGUUUGAAGCGAUUGGUAUUAUGCCGCCCAAAGGAGUGUUGUUACAUGGACCCCCUGGCACUGGCAAGACGUUGCUAGCACGAGCCUGUGCGAAGCAAACGGACGCUAUCUUUCUCAAAUUGGCAGCUCCACAACUUGUGCAGAUGUUUAUUGGUGAUGGCGCAAAACUCGUGCGAGAUGCAUUCGAAUUAGCCAAGGAAAAGUGUAAGGACCAAGACCGUGGUGGAGCAAUAAUUUUUAUUGACGAGCUAGAUGCAAUUGGUACGAAACGGUUUGGUGGUGAACAAUCUGGAGAUCGAGAAGUGCAGCGUACGAUGUUGGAGCUGCUCAACCAGCUGGAUGGAUUUACAAGUAAUACGAAGAUCAAAGUGAUAGCUGCUACGAAUCGUCCUGAUGUGUUAGACCCUGCACUACUUCGUUCAGGACGACUUGAUCGCAAGAUUGAGUUGCCACAUCCUACUGAAGAAGCUCGAGCUCGUAUUUUGCAGAUUCACUCUCGAAAGAUGAAUGUCGACACGGAAGAUACCAAUUUCGAUGAAUUGGCGCGCUCUACCGACGACUUUAAUGGUGCCCAGCUCAAGGCGGUGUGCGUUGAAGCUGGUAUGCUUGCUUUGCGCCGUGAAAGUAACGUGAUCAAGCACGAGGAUUUUAUGGAGGGUAUUUCGUUGGACAAUUACGAUUUUGAGUAUUUUUCCUUAAAACGAUGGCCUGUUUGUUCAAGCCUUGAAGUGGUCGAGUGGUCAAGUGAUCAAGUGGUGUUAUUAAUUGAGGAAGACAAAGUAAUGAUGACGCGUGGAAGUAGUAAAGAGAUUUCAACGCUGUAUUUGACAUGGAGGAUGGCAGAAAUCCGAAGUGAACCCAAUUUUCUGGAAGAACUUGCCUUAGACAUGCGUGUGGUCCAUUUUGCUUCACUCGACAAUGUUAUCAUUGAAGUAAACAUGGUUAAAAAAGUUAUACGAAUCGAGAUUUUGGGAGUAAACCAAAACUUUGGUGAUCAUCGAACGGCAACAGUUUCGUAUACUAUUUUUUGUAAGCUGCGCAUGAUCGCUCGUGCUCGCUUUCUCAUGGCAUUGGCUCUUGUUCCUGCCAUGCAGUCCAAGAAGGCACAGAUUGCACAGGGACGUGCAGCAAUUGUGAAUUUCAAUCGAGCCAAUUUCAAACGUUGUCGACCAGCAGACUCCUUAUCGAACCACGUCUGGCAUCUUCGAGAAGAAUUUAAAGCAAACGGCAUGGCACGCAUCAAAAGUCGCUUUAGUUCCUUAUGCUGCAAUUGCAUCGACCCCGAAACCACUUUUGAUACUGCUUUCACCCACUCUCUUAAAAUCAAUUUCGCAAUUGCCGCUGAAGCAACGAUCUUCAAAAUUAUUAAGAAUUUAAUUCGUACACUACCUUCUACUCGUAUUGGAAACAACAAGCGUCGAGUUCUAGCAAUAUAG